Habropoda laboriosa is the source of this 432-nucleotide messenger RNA. Its product is annotated as neuroligin-4, Y-linked-like. Gene Ontology annotation, biological process: synaptic vesicle endocytosis; presynaptic membrane assembly; neuron cell-cell adhesion. The record is from RefSeq and is a predicted model, not a curated record. The transcript is spliced from 2 exons. Gene Ontology annotation, molecular function: signaling receptor activity; neurexin family protein binding. Gene Ontology annotation, cellular component: postsynaptic membrane; cell surface; synapse. The coding region runs from base 1 to 432 and encodes 143 amino acids. NCBI's taxonomy places the organism in Eukaryota, Metazoa, Arthropoda, Insecta, Hymenoptera, Apidae.
AUGGAACUCUUCCUGAUUCUCGUCUGUCUGAUCGCGCCGCCCACCCUCUCGCUCUCGAUCAAGAGCCAACUGAAUCCACGGAUCGUUCAGACACGGUACGGGAAGGUGCAGGGUGUUAUACGAUCCUUCGAAUACGCAAAGUUCCUCAAGCCGAUCGACGUCUACCUGGGGAUACCGUAUGCCACCCCACCGAUCGGUGGCAACCGAUUUUCACCGACCAGGGCGCCCAGUCCGUGGGAGAAAGUCAGAUUAUCGGACUCUGUCGGUCCAGUCUGCCCCCAAAAGCUGCCCGACAUCUCGAAUGAGCAGGAAGCUCUGGAGCGUAUGCCAAAAGGCCGUCUCGAGUAUUUGAAGAGGCUAUUACCCCAUCUACGGAAUCAAAGCGAGGAUUGUCUCUACUUGAAUAUCUACGCACCGGCCAUGGGUGAGUGA